Molecule: messenger RNA, 624 nt
Organism: Colletotrichum lupini
Lineage: Eukaryota; Fungi; Ascomycota; Sordariomycetes; Glomerellales; Glomerellaceae
Exons: 3
Coding region: 1-624 (207 amino acids)
Source: RefSeq, a predicted model, not a curated record
AUGAAGCUGUCACUCCUCCUCAUUGCCGUCCCCGCGGCACAGGCCGCGGUCUCAUACAUGUCAGCCGUUCCCGACAAGCUCAUGGCCAUGGUCGAGGCAUCAGAAGACUGCAACCUACCCGAUGACUUCCAGAUCCAAAACUUUACCGCCGAAUCAGCGGAUGGCAAGACGGCGGACUCGCUCGACUUUACCUUCAACGACGACAGCACCGUUCUCAACACGCAGUGCCACCUCAACGCCUCAUCGGUACCGGUGUCCGGUGACGGGCGGACACCGAGGUUUGCCCUGGUGACGACGGUGCCGCCGACUACGAGGCUUCCGGGACGGCCGCGGUUCCGUUGGUGUGCGACGGAGGUGCCGCGAACGGGACGGGCAAUGCCGCCAGGUCACACAGGCGUGCAAGGAGGGCAGCCGUUGCAUGCAAGUCCAACUCGGACGACAUCCGAUCGAGAUUCUUCAGCAUCCAGCCGGUUGGUUGAGAGGGCGGAGGAGAGUAGUCAUGGGAUGAACGUAAAAAAGCAAACAAAAAGAGACGCCAUGACAGUGUUCAUGGAUGAUGAAACAUACAUGAGUGAGCACACGCUGAGAGGUUCUUGGGUUACAGUUACAGAUGGUAGGCCCUAA